AUGACACACAGCUUCACCCUCACUGGUGAGAAGCAGGCUGGAAGACAGGUCGUGACAACCUCAGAGGAAUACAUGAGAGCCUUUUCGGUAAAGUGACUGAAUCAAGUCCGACCCUCAAGUUUAGCCCCUCUGGCAGUGUUCAGGAAAGAUCAGGCCAGCGGACAAAAGAAGGCAGGAACCAGGACUGCUAAUUCAAAAUUAAUUGCUUCAGGAGAUCUAUAUUACAAGGUGCAGUACGAACAGGAAGACGAGCUGAAGAAGCACCAUGAAACCCUUGUCCACAUUCAGCUUGAUCCUGAGGGACGGCCUCUGUCAUGGGACUCCAUCACAGAUGAACCCCUCCCGACGCUGGACUCUUCUUUGGCAUGCUCGCCCGAUCCACUACAUGUUUCUAUGGCUUUCGGAGUAUCACUAGCCCUGGCCUGUGUCUGCCUGGGUGAGGUGCACCUCAACCCGGUGGUUACCCUGGCUUUGGUUGCAGGCUUGAGGGUAAGCCCCUGGCGGGCUGUCCUCUUGGUGGGAGCCCAGCUGCUUGGUGCCCUCAGUGCAUGUUCUCUCCUGUUAGGCAUCACGCCGACUUCCCUAAAGAGCAACCUGGGGGUUAAUGAGGUGUGAUUGAUGAUGGUUGAAGCUGUUCUGGAUCUUCUGAUCUGUUCUCUACAUCAGUGUUCCCACACCCUGUUCUUGGAGAGAAAGUGAGGAAACAGCAAGAUGGGCAUGGAUGGAUGGAGGGAGAUAGAAAGUGAGAGAGAGAGAAGGGAAGAGAAAAUAGUUUGCCAGGUGGCCCCGGGGGUAUAUCUGUAUCAGGCUCUGUUAGUGGAGAUGGCUGUUACAUUCCAGCUAGUGCUGUGUGUCCAGGCUGCCGCUCAUCCCAAAUCAGCGUUUUCCUCUGUGGCCCCUGCCAUCAUCGGCCUGUCUGUCACCCUUGGUCAUCUUGUGGCGAUUGGCUUCACAGGCUGUGGAAUGAAUCCUGCCAGGUCAUUUGGUCCAGCUGUGUUAACUAUGAACUUCCACAAUCACUGGGUGUAUUGGGUGGGGCCUUGUGCUGGCUCUCUCCUUGCCUGGCUACUGCAUGACCUGGUUCUCCAUCCUCGUUGGAGCUGCCUUGGUGACUGGGUGACAGAAUGUAAAGAGACACUCCUGAAAGAUCUUUCCAAGCAGUCCAGAGGUCCUGAAAACCAUAUGGAAGCGUAG
Molecule: messenger RNA, 1194 nt
Organism: Onychostoma macrolepis
Lineage: Eukaryota; Metazoa; Chordata; Actinopteri; Cypriniformes; Cyprinidae
Product: lens fiber major intrinsic protein
Biological process (GO): transmembrane transport
Cellular component (GO): plasma membrane
Molecular function (GO): water channel activity
Source: RefSeq, a predicted model, not a curated record